Ambispora leptoticha is the source of this 864-nucleotide messenger RNA. The record is from the annotation of a GenBank genome assembly. NCBI's taxonomy places the organism in Eukaryota, Fungi, Glomeromycota, Glomeromycetes, Archaeosporales, Ambisporaceae.
AUGUCAACACAACAAUCGACGACUGAAAAUAACAAAUCCUUGACGUAUAAGGUUGGCGAGAGAUGUCUCUGUUACCAUGGGCCUAUGAUUUAUGAAGCGAAGAUAUUGAAAGCUCAAAUGUACGAGGAGAAACACCCAGAAUCUAAUGAGACAGGGCCCCAUUAUUUGAUUCAUUAUAAGGGGUGGAAAAACACUUGGGACGAAUGGGUAGUUGAAUCACGUGUAUUGAAAUACAAUGAAGCCAAUCUUAACAAACAAAAGCAGUUAAAAACCGCUUUUUCGCAAAACAAAAAUAAAGCCUCGUCUGGUGCCGCUUCGUCGACAGGAUCGAUCACAUCAACACCCGGAAGGAAAAGUGCAAUAGAUUCUGCUUAUGGAUCUCCAGAGAAGGGCAAAAAGAGAAAGCGAGAAAUGUUUGAUAAGAAUGAUCUUAUUAAACGUCAAAAACUCGCACUUUUUGAUAUACCUGAGCCAUUAAAAGCUCUACUAGUGCACGAUUGGGAAUGCAUUAAUAAAUCUCACAUGUUGGUACCUUUACCACGGAGUCCAACCGUUCAAAUUAUAAUUGAUGACUAUAGGCAUCAUUUGCAAGAGAGGCGGGGUGAAAUCGGUGAUGAAAAGGAAGAAGUACUAAAAGGCGUCAAGCUAUACUUCAAUAAAUCAUUGGGUGGACGUUUAUUGUAUCAGGACGAACGUGAACAGUACCGUGAGAUGCGAAGUAAAUACGAGGCAGCUGCUGAUAUUUAUGGAGCGGAACAUUUGUUAAGAUUAUUUGUUACAUUUCCUGAAAUUUUAAAUCAAACGCUGCUUAACGAUGAGAUCUUGGAAAUGUUAAAGGAGUUAAUAGUGGAUUUUAUAAAGUAA